AUGACUGGAUCCGUAUGUUCUUCAAAUGCUAAUUCACUGAAGAAGCUGUCACAUUGCAAAACGACUCAAUGGAUUAAAUAUUUAAAGCUAUUUGUUUGUACCUUUGACACUGCUAGUUGUCAAGGUUUAAUAACCACCGUCUAUUUGAACAUUUCAACUGUUACUGUUAGUCGUCACGAAGAUGGUCCUUUCCACUAUAUACUGGAACAAAAAUCAUUUCGAAGAAUUUCCAGAGUUUCUGAAAGCAAAAUGAUAAUCCGGAAACCAAAAAUGAUUACAUUUCAAAGAUCUAUACCUUUGUAUAUAAUACUCCUUUUGUUUGGAAUUGCUUUAUCUUAUUAUAUUUUAAUUGGAGUUUAUACCGUAAUUGAACCUGAUACGAAUAGUAUUAGGAAAACACCCCAACAAAUUGUAUUUAUUGGAGGUUAUCCAAGAAGUGGCACUACUCUUAUGCGUGUCUUGUUAGAUGUACAUCCAAUGAUUCGAUGCGGUCCUGAAACUAGAGUAAUACCCAAGAUCCUCAACUUACGAAGUCAGUGGAGUAGAGGAAAAGAAAGUGAACGACUUACAGCUGCUGGUCUAUAUCCCGUUGCAGUCGAUUCUGCUGUGCGGUCAUUUAUAUUGUCUUUAAUCAAAAAUGCUGGAGAAAAUGCACUUGUUCUGUGUAAUAAAGAUCCACUAUCAUUUAUUCAUCUUGAAUAUUUGGCAGAAAUAUUUCCUGAGGCGAAAUUCGUUCACAUGGUACGUGAUGGACGUGCUGUGAUUAAUUCACUAGUCAAACGAAAUGUUACCAUCAAAGGAGCACCUAAACUUAUAGAUGAAAAAUUUUUUGCAUGGGAAAAUCGAGUAAAUCAGAUUUUAAAAUCAUGUACAGCUAUCGGACCCAAACGAUGCACAACAAUCAAAUAUGAAUCAUUGGUACUCAGACCGAGAGAAGUUCUGGGUGAACUGUUUGAAUUCCUCGAAUUACCAUGGGAUCCAAUCGUUCUUAACCAUCAAACGGCCAUGAGUCAAAGCUCUCUAAGCAAACUCGAACCGAGCACUUCACAGGUUGUUCAUCCAAUACACUUGGCUGCCCUAACUUCAUGGGCUUCAAAUGAAUCGGUGUUGCCCGAAUCCUUCAUCUCAUCAAUACACCGAGGAAGUGAUGUACUGAAAACACUUGGUUACGCUGAUUUGGGUGUACCACCACAUUACGGUACUCCAGAAAACCAGGUCGUCAAUAUAACUAGUUACCUGAUCAAUGAUCCACAAUUUAGACAAAUAUUCUAA
Molecule: messenger RNA, 1272 nt
Organism: Schistosoma spindalis
Lineage: Eukaryota; Metazoa; Platyhelminthes; Trematoda; Strigeidida; Schistosomatidae
Source: the annotation of a GenBank genome assembly